AUGGCAGCUCCGGAUCAUCCAGAAGGCGCCCAGGGAGGCCAGCAGAGCAUGCUGGCGAGCCAACGCGCAAAAGAGCAGGGAGAAGCACAAGGCCGCUUCUCCAAAUGGUUCCCGCUAUCAGCAAAGGCAGGCUUCGAGCAGUGGUGGGCUGGCCUUUCCCCUAUGGCAACCGAACACCGCGUCCUCUCCUUUGUCCCUCACCUCCAGAGCCCACCGACACACACGCAAACAGGCGCCGCCUCAGGCUCUGCAGUACCUUCAUCCACCGACCUGCAUGCGCCACCGAAACACUCCGAAGACCACACCACAACCACUACGGCUAACGACCCCUAUGGCCCACGACGAUGGAACUCGCAAAUGGUUGAGCUGAGUGGCAAGGAUCGCGCACUCAAUGAGUUUUCUGUCGAGCGCCUGGGCGAGGAGGUGGAGAACAAUCUGGUCAUGUUGCAUGGCUACGGUGCCGGGCUGGGUUUCUUUUACCGCAACUUUGAGUCGAUAUCGCGUGCCGAGGGCUGGAAGGUUUAUGCCCUGGAUCUGCUAGGCAUGGGACGAAGUAGCCGGCCACCAUUCAAGAUUCACGCCAAAGAUAAGGAGGGCAAGAUUGCAGAAACCGAGUCGUGGUUCGUGGAUGCACUCGAGGAGUGGAGGAUCAAGAGGGGGUUGGAGCGCUUCACACUGCUGGGCCAUAGUCUGGGUGGAUACCUGGCUGUGGCCUACGCAUUGAAGUAUCCGGGUCAUCUGAACAAGUUGAUCCUGGCUUCUCCUGUGGGCAUACCAGAAGACCCUUAUGCAGUCGAUGACGAGAUGCCUGGACCCCAGGAUUCGACCAUGGCAAACGAAUUUACCCAGGACGCUGCCGAGACGAACCAAAGCGGGGUACAAGCGUCAACGGCGGAUAAAAACAAUUUCAUGAACCAGCAAAAGGGUAAAGCUCCAGCAAAAGACGGCAAGGAGCCACCCAGACGUCGAUUACCAUGGUGGUUGUAUUCACUCUGGGAAGCCAAUAUGGUUUCCCCCUUUACCUUUGUCCGCUGGUCAGGGCCUCUUGGCCCACGCCUUGUGUCGGGAUGGACAUCACGCCGGUUCUCGCAUCUGCCCGAAGAAGAAGCGCAGGCACUGCACGACUACAGCUAUGCUCUGUUCCGCCAGCGCGGUAGUUCAGAGUAUGCGCUGUCAUACCUCCUAGCCCCCGGUGCAUUUGCCCGAAGCCCUAUGAUUCGGAGGAUACAGGGCGUAGGGCGGCAGUGGAUACAAGCACAUGACACGCCUUCUGUGGAUGGCGAUGCCCCACCAAACCAAUCUGCAAGCUCUGAACCGGCCGCGCAGCGCGAGAAGGGUUUCCCUGUCAUCUUCAUGUACGGAGAGAAUGACUGGAUGGAUGUUGCGGGCGGGUUCGCUGCGGAGGAGAAGAUGAAGCAGGAGCGUGAACGCAUACUAGCAAAGGCAUCGCCCGAGGAGAAGAAGCAAGAUCACGGCAUUGCCAAGGUUAUCAUCAUCAACAAGGCCGGGCACCAUGUGUACCUGGACGGGUGGGAGCAGUUCAACCGGGUGAUGCUAGAGGAGAUGGAGGAAGUCAGGCGGAGAGAACAGGAACGAAGACGCGGAUAG
Molecule: messenger RNA, 1608 nt
Organism: Bipolaris oryzae ATCC 44560
Lineage: Eukaryota; Fungi; Ascomycota; Dothideomycetes; Pleosporales; Pleosporaceae
Exons: 2
Coding region: 1-1608 (535 amino acids)
Biological process (GO): cardiolipin acyl-chain remodeling
Cellular component (GO): mitochondrial inner membrane
Molecular function (GO): A2-type glycerophospholipase activity
Source: RefSeq, a predicted model, not a curated record